Bradysia coprophila is the source of this 3299-nucleotide messenger RNA. RefSeq names its product RNA-binding protein 45. The record is from RefSeq and is a predicted model, not a curated record. Lineage: Eukaryota; Metazoa; Arthropoda; Insecta; Diptera; Sciaridae. Gene Ontology annotation, molecular function: RNA binding.
UCAUUACUAAUUUCACUCAGACUGUUUGGCUGUUGUUUAAUAGUUUAUUCAAAUUUUCAUUUUUAUCAAGCAAAAUAGACAAUAAUGUCAGUUCGUAGAGAUGGUAGAGAUGACCACAAACAACAUAGUACUGCAGAAAAUCCGCCCAUGUCUAGAUUAUUUGUAAUAUGCAAUAAAAAACAAGACGAAAACGAUUUUCGUAGAGCAUUUUCAAAGUUUGGCACGAUCGAAGAAAUUUGGGUGGUUCAGGAUAAGUACAGCGGUGAAAAUAAAGGAAUUGCAUACAUAAAAUACAACAGGACGUCAUCAGCUGCAAAUGCUUUAGAAGAGAUGAACGGGAAAGUCAUAAAUGGAUCUUCCCGGCCAAUUAAAGUUAUCGUUGCCUCAAGUCGUAAUCAAGGAUCUGGUCGUCACGAAAAUGAACAUGAAAAAUACGUUCGCCUUUUCGUAAUUGUUCCUAAGGAUAUGACAGAAAAUGAUCUAAAGACAGAAUUCGGAAAUUACGGCGAGGUAGACAAUGUCGACAUGUUAACAGACAAAGCAACAAAGGAACCAAAAGGAUUUGCCUAUGUUAAAUACAGAAAGUUUUCACAUGCAGCCAACGCAUUUGAGAACUGUGGCUUAAAGUUCAAAGCGGUGUUUGCCGAACCAAAAUCGUCCGGACGUGGUGCCACAUCGGACCGUUCAGAUACUCGCCUCUCACGCUCUGAUGAUUAUUCCUACAAUAACCGUUUUGAAUCAAGAGGAAGAAAUCAUAGAUCUGGGUCAUCGAAGCCUACGUUGAACAUUACCUGCAGUCAUUUGAUUGGCUACGAACAAUUAUGGCGUUUAUUCGACAUCAUUCCAGGCCUAGUACAUUGUGAAAUCACAGGAGAAUGUGACGACAAUCGAAAUUUUGCUAUUGCCGAAUAUACAACUCAUGAAGCUGCUUUAUAUGCCAGAAAUAAGUUACAUGGCUUCGAGUAUCCUUUAGACGACCAAAUAAUGAUUAGACCACUAGUAGCUAACAUCAAACCGAAUCUCGAAAAUAUUUUUCCUUUCGAAGGAACUAGACCACUGGUAUGUUCAGUGUCUUUGCCAGCUCCGAUGCCACAAGCUGAACCUGGUAGCUCAUGUGUUCAACGUUGUUUCAUCGUUUGCAUGCAAAAGCCACUUCCGUCGAACAUACUGACCAAUGUCUUCAGUCGGUUCGGAAGCUUAUUAGACGUAUACAUGUUACCGAAUAAAAGUUGUGGGUAUGCCAAAUAUGCAAAUUCGGAAAGCGCUCAAAAUGCCAUACAGACACUCAAUGGAGCCGAAGUUUGUGGUGUUAAGUUAAAGGUAAUGGAAGCAGAGGAACAGCAGCAAGGCUUUAAGCGACGCUCAGUAAAGAAAAUCGGACUAAAGGACAAAUUUCAGGCAACUAUGUCCUCCCAUCGAUCUCACUCGAAUCGUGAUGAUGACAAACGGGCCGAUGAUCCGCCAAUGUCAAGAUUAUUUAUUAUUUGCAACAAAAAUCAAAACGAAGACGAUUUCAGAGAUGCAUUCGAGAAGUUUGGCACUAUCGAAGAGGUUUGGGUGGUUCGUGAUAAAACAACAGGCGAUAAUAAGGGGAUUGUUUACAUUAAAUUCAACAAAACUUCGUCAGCUGCUCUUGCUCUUGAAGAAAUGAAUGGCAAAGUUUUACCAAACUCCAGCAGACCGAUUAAGGUGUUAGUUGCGUCGAGUCGCAAUCAAGGAUCUGGUCGUCAAGAAAAUGAACAAGAGAAAUACGUUCGCCUCUUCGUAAUUGUUCCGAAAGAUAUGUCCGAGGACGAUCUUCGUGCCGAAUUCGACAAAUACGGAGAAAUUGAAAAUAUUUCAGUAAUCAAAGACAAAGUAACAAAGGAAAGAAAAGGAUUCGCAUACAUCAAAUACACAAAAUUUUCACAUGCGGCCGAAGCUUUUGAAAGCUGUGGAUCAAAGUUCAAAGCAGUGUUUGCCGAACCGAAAUCGUCAUCGCGCAGUACGCAAGGCAGUUUUCCGGAUCGAUCUGAUUCCCGUGAAGCAAGAUCAUCGCGCUAUGAUGACUAUUCCAGUUUCAAUUUCGGUCGAAAUGAAUCUCAUGGAUCGUUUGUUAUGCCUAUAGUGGCAAGUGUUGCCCCAACUUCAUCCGAAGCUCAAUUGAACAUUAUUUGCAGUUCAUCGAUCAAUCAAGAUCAAUUGUGGCGUUUGUUCGACAUCAUUCCAGGGCUUGAUUUCUGUCAGAUCACAGGAGAUUGUGGUCGAAAUAGCAAUUAUGCCACAGCUGUCUAUAAUAACAAUGAAGCUGCCAUAUAUGCAAGAGAAAAAUUACAUGGACUCGAAUAUCCACCCGGUGAACGAAUAAUAAUCCGACCCGUAGCUCCAGUAACAACCGCGAAGAAAGAAAACCAGGAAAAGUUAUUUCCCUUCGAAGGACCAUCAAAAGACUUGUUCUGUAGUGUGUCACUUCCGUCAGUGGCACCGCUAGCAAAAACUGAUACACCAUGUGCCCAGCGAUGCUUCAUUGUUUGUGUGCCUAAGGCCCUGCCAUCGAAAAUGUUGAGCAACAUCUUCUGUCGUUUCGGUGAUCUGUUGGACGUUUAUAUGUUACAAAACAAAAACUGUGGUUACGCCAAGUAUGCUAGUGAAGAGAGUGCAUCGAAUGCAAUUAAAGUAUUGAAUGGUGCCGAGAUCUGCGGCGUUAAAUUGAAGGUCAUGGAAGCCGAAGAGCCCCGAGACGCUAAGCGAAAACGAUACGACGAUAAUCUGGAUUCGUCUUAAUGGAACGUAAGUUUGAGCACAUCUGGCGUCUGUUUUUUUUUAAUUCGAAUUUCAGAGACUUCACGUUCGAUUUGGGAUUGCUUUCGUUUUUCACUUGGCAUUGGUGGGUUACGGUGCUAUUAUUUUCUUUUUAUGCUACAUACUGAGGGUGUUUGGUUUCACCUUUGUUGUCACUUUUAUUAAAUUCAUCUAUGCCGUCAUUUUAUUAAACAUAUAUUCGUUCCGGUAAUUACAGAAACACCCUCAGAUGUAACUCAUACCUUAAAGCUUCUGUUUUUAAUUUUAAUUUUUUGACUUUUUUACUUUUUGCCUGUCGUACUAACAAGUUUUAAAGUGAAGCAAAAGAGUUCCUGAUACACGCGUUUUUCUACUGAUAAUCAAAAAACGUUUAUUUUUCACAGCAUAACAAACUGAACGAACAAAUAACUUACCCGACUACAAAUAAACCCAACUCUGAAACGUUAUCUGAGACUUUACGAAUCGAAGGCUACUAAACAGACGUUAUCUAGCAAAAAUACACAUUAACUACUACCCUA